AUGUGUGUGUUGGGGGGUUUGGGGUGGGGGGGGUUGGGUGUUGGGUGGGGGGUGUUGAUGUGGGGUGUGUUUGGUUAUGGGGGGGGGGGGUGGGGGUGGGGGGGGGGGGUGGUGUUGGGUGGGGGUGGGGUGGGGGUUUUGUAUGGUUGGGUUGGUUGGGGGAGGAGGGGGGGGUUGGUUGAUGGAUUAUGUUUGGGUUGGGGGGGUUUUGAUGGUAUUGGGUGUAUUUUUUUGGGGAGGGGGUUUAUUGUUGGGGUUUGUGUAUUGGGUUUGUUUUGGGUUGGGGUUGUGGGGGGGGGGGGUUUGUUUGGUGGGGGUGGGGGGAUUGUAUGGGGGGGGGUUGUGUGUUUGUGGUUUGGUGUGUUUGGUGGUUUGGUUUGGGUUGGGGGGGUUGGGUGGGUUGGGGGUGGGUUGUGGUGGGUGUUGGUGUGUUGGGGGGGUGGUGGUGUGGGUUGGGGUGGUUGUGGUGGUUUUUUGGUUGUGGUGUGGUGGGGGGGGUUGUGUUGGGUUUUUUGGGGUGGGGGGGGGUUGGGGUGGGGGUGGUUGGGGGUGGGGGGUUGGUUGGGUGUGGGUGGGGGGGUGGGGUGGGGGGUGGGGUGUGGGGGGGGGGUGUGUGGGGUGUAUGGUUUUGGUGGGGGGGGUAGGUUGUGGGGUGGGUUUUGGGGUGUUUUUGGGGGGGGGGUGGGUGUGUGUUUUGGUGGGGUGUGUUUAGUGUGUUGGUUGUGGUUGGUGGGGUGGGUGUGGGGGGUUUGUGGUUUGUGUGGUUUGGGUGGGGUGUGUGGGGGGGGUGUGUGGGGGUGUGGGGGGUGGUUUGUUGGGGUUGGGGGGUUUGGGUGGGUGGUGGGGGGGGGUGGUUGGUGUGGUGGUUGUGUAGGUUUUGAGGUGGGGGGGUUGGUUGUGGUGGGGGUGUGGUGGGUUGGGGGGGGUUGGUGGGUGGUGUGUGGGGGUGGGUGUUGGGGUGGUUGGGUGGUUUGGUGUGGGGUGGUUUUUGUGGGGGGGGGGGGGGGUGGUGGGGUUUGGGUGUUGGGGGGGUGUUGUGGUGGUGUGGUUGGUGGUUGGGGGUUGGUGGGUGGGGGGGGGGGGGGGUUGUGGUUGUGGGUUUUUGUGGUUGGGUGGGGGGGGUGGUUUGGUGGGGGGUGUGUGUGUUGUGGUGGUGGGGUUGGGGGGUGUUGGGGGGGGUUGUGGUGGUGGGGGGUGGGUGUGGUGGGUGUGUUUUGUUGGGGGUAUGUUGGUGUUUGGGAUUGGGGUUGGGGGGAGGGGUUGGUGUGGGUUGGUGGGGGGGGGGGGUGGGGGGGGUGUUUGUUGGUGGUUUGGUGGGGGGGGUGUGUGGGGGUUGGGUGUGUUUUGUUGUUUUUAGGUUUGGGGUGUGUUUGUUGUUGUUGUGGUGGGUGGUGUUGGUGGUGUGUGGGGUGUAUGUGGGUUGUUAUGUUGUGGGGUGUUUUUGUUGUGUUGGGUGUUUUGGUGUGGGGGGGGGUUGUGGGGUGGUUGGGGGGGUGUUUGGGGGGGUGGGUGGGGGGGUUGUGGUUUUGUUGUUGGGUUGGGUUGGUUAGGGUUUGGGUGGUUGUGUGGGUUGGUUUGGUGGGGGGGGUGUUGUGGGGUGGUUUGGGGGGGGGGGGGUGGGGGGUUGGUGGGGGUGUUGGGGGGGGUGGGGGGUGGUGGGGUGGGUUGGUUGGUUGGUUUGGGUUUGGUUGUGGGGUUUGUUUUGGUGUUUGUGUGGGGGUGGUGUUUGUUUGGGUUGUGGGGGUGUGGUUGGGUGGGUUUGGUUUGGUGGUGGUUUGUUGGUGGGGGUGGUGGGUGUGUGGGUGGGGGGUUGGGUUUUGGUUGUGUUUAUGGUGUUGUGUGUUUGUUUUUGUGGUUGUUGUUUUGGGGUUUGUUGUAGGGUGUGUUGGGGGGGGGUUUGGGUUUUUUUGUAGUGGGUGGGUUGUUGUGUUGGUGUGUGUGUUGGGUUGGGGUGGUGGGGGGGGGAGGGGGUGGGGGGGGGGGGGGGUGGUUGGGGGGGGUUUUGGUUGGGUGUUGGGUGUGGGUUGGGGUUUUGGGGUGUGUGUAUGGGUUGGGGGGUUGUAUGGGGUGUGUUGGUGGUUGGGGAGGGGGUGGGGGGGGGGGUGGGGGGUGGGGUGGUGGGGGGGUGGGGGGUGUAGUGUGGGUGGUGUGGGGGUUGUUGUGUGUGUUGUGUUUUUUGUUUGUUGUGUUGUGGGGGUGGUGGGUGGUGUGGUGUGGGGGGGGGGGGUGUUUUGUUUGGGAUUUUUGUUUUGGGUGUGUGUGAUUUGGUUGGGGGGGGGUGUGUGGGUGGGGGGGAUUGGGGGUGGUUGUGUGGUUGGGUUGUGUGUGGGUGUGUUGUGUUUGGGUGUGUUGUGGGAUUGGUUGUUAUGUUGGUGGGUGUUGGUGGUGGUGGGUGUGUUUGGGUGGUGGGGGGUUGGGGGGGGUGUUGUGUUUGGGGGGGUUGGGGUGUGUGGGGUUGGUUGGUUUGGGUGUGUUGGGGGGGGGUGGGGGGGGGGGGGUGGGUGUUGGGGGUUGGGGGUGGGGGUUGGUGGAUGGGGGUUGGGGUUUUGGGGGUUGGGGGGUUGGGGGUUGGGGGUUGGGGGGUGGGGGUUGGGGGUUGGGGGGUUGGGGGUUAGGGGGGGGGGGUUGGGGGUUUGGGGGGGUUGGGGGUGGGGGGUUGGGGGGAUGGUGGUGGGGUUGGGGGUUGGGGGGUUGGGGGGUUGGGGGGGGGUUGGUGGGUGGGGGGGUUGGGGGGUUGGGGGUUGGGGGGGUUGGGGGUUUGGGGGUUGGGGGGUUUGGGGGUGGGGGGUAGGGGGUUUGGGGGGUUUGGGGUUGGGGUGUUGGGGUUUUGUGGUUGGUGUGUGGGUUUGGGUUUGUGUUGUGGUUUUGGUUGUUGGUUGUUGUUUGUGUGUGUGGGUGGGUUGUGUGGUGGUGGGGUUGUUGUUGUGGGUGUGUUUUGGGUGUUGUGUGUUGGGUGUGGGUGUGGGUUUGUGGGGGGGGGGGUUGUGGGGGUGGGGUGUGGUUUGUGGGUGGGUGGGGGGGGGGGGUGUGUGGGGGGGUGGGUUGGUGUGGGUGUGGGGGGUGGGUGUGUGGGUUGGUUUGUUUUGUGGUGGGGUUUGGUGUGGGGUUUGGUGGUGGGGUUUGGUGGUGGGGUUGGGGUGGUGGGGUUGGUGGUGGGUUUGGUGGUGGGGUUUGGUGGUGGGUUUGGUUGGGUGUUGGUGUGGGGUUUGGUGUGGUUUGGUGGUGGGUGGUGGUGGGUUUGGUGUGGGGGUUUUGGUGGUGGGGGUUGUGUGGGGGGGUUGUGGGUGUGUGUGGGUGGGGUUUGUGGUGGGGGGGGGUGGGGUGGGGGGGGGGGGGGGGUGGUGGGGGGGUGGGUGUGGGUGGGGUGGGGGGUGGGGGUGUUUUGGGGUGGGUGGGGGUGGGGGUGGGGGGGUGGUGGGGGGGUGUGGUGUUGGGGUGUGUUGGGUGGUGUGUGGGUGGUGGUGGUGGGGGGGGGGUGUGGGGGGGGGUUGGGGUUGUGUGUGUGGGGGGUUGGUGUGUGGUGGUGUGGGGUAG
Molecule: messenger RNA, 3534 nt
Organism: Knipowitschia caucasica
Lineage: Eukaryota; Metazoa; Chordata; Actinopteri; Gobiiformes; Gobiidae
Source: the annotation of a GenBank genome assembly